UUGAUUAACCACAUGUAACAUAGAUUUUUCACACAAACUCAAGAAACAAAAUUCAUUUAAAUAUAAUUUUAAACAGUUGCUUAGAAAAUUUGGUCAAAGUCUGAAUUAAAGCUAUAGAGACCAAGUCGGGAUGGACAGAGAAAAAGCAACGAGACUGAAGCAGUGGGCAGGCGAUGUUUUGGAUGCUGCUAUUCUAGACGGGGACAACUUAGUAGAGGCCAUAGCUGGAGGACUGGGGGAGAAGCUUGGGCUAGCACUUCCCGGGGAAACCACGCAGAAAUUGGCUUACUCUUUGAGCUACAUUGCAAUUAUAGAAUUCUCCUAUCAUGUGAUAGGAAUUGGCAGCUCAUUUUCUUCCAUGAAUUUUACUGCACUUGCUCUUGCUCAAAUGAAAAAGACACUGGCGGAAAUCAAAAAAAUGGUUCAAAUUAUCCUUUCAACUCCUCUGAAAACGGCCGGCAAGAAAGUAUUGACUGCCAUAAACUAUUUGGAAAACCAACUAGUCGAUGAAGCUAUUGGAGAGUUUCGUGCAGCCAAGGAGGAUGCUCAAACUGCAUACGAAUACGCUAAAGCUCAAGGAACAGAUUUAGAAGUUCUGAGACAAGUUGAAACAGCUUUUCAGAUCAUAAUUUUGGCAAAGUUUUCGAUGUUGUCCUACAACAAAGAAAGCGGAACGAUCGAACCAUUUUCUGUUCUUGAUGACAACAAACAAAAGGCAAUCGCGAAGGAACUUGAACGUGAUUGCUAUGACUUUCUUGAAUACCAUGCUAAUGUUAAAGUGGGCCUUUUUAGCCUCAACAGGGACACCAAGAAGUUGGAAAUAAAAUCAGUGAAGAAUAACCUUUUGAAGUGUCUGUAUCCUUACAUUUCGGAAGGCAACAAAUACACGAGUCCAAAUAAAGAGCUUCCAAUGGUGUUUGAAAUAGAGUGCAAUUCCAAAUUGAUCCCUGAUGAUGAAGAUAAUGCUACUCUACUUAAUCUAGGUUUUCGAAAAUAUAAAGGGAACAAUGUGAGAGAGUCAGCGAUGCUUUACAAAGACAGCGACGGAGAUGUAGUGGCUGUCCAAUCGCUUGGAAGGAUUUUGUUCUACGAAAGAAAAAAAUCCAAGACGACAGUAAAAUUUGGGCCCAUGAAACCGUAUGCACUUUCUUCUUUUCUCAUGAGAGGCAUUGAGUUUGAACGAACAACCGACAAAAACCCAGUUUUUUACGCUACACGUUUUGAAGUGUGCAAGAACAGAAACCUACCAUAUUCAUACCAGAAACUUACCACUCACUUCGAUCCGGGGAGUGUUCCUUCAUUCUACUUGUACAAGUCAACUGGCAACGCCUGGUUCUGUUCAACUAGAGUGGGAGAAGAUGAUGACUACCAUAGCUGUGUGUUGAGAAACAUACCUCGUCAAAAGCUUGAAGCAAUAACCGAAUGGCCUCCACUGACUGGCUGGGAAUACUUCCAUGAAGACGGGGACUGGAAGCAAUGUAUUUUGCAACAUCAUUCCUUCUGUGAAAUCAUCCUUCCUGAUCCUUCGGAUGAUUUAGAGUGUGCUUCAGAGUGUGCGAGCAACGACGAGCAACAUCGAGCAACAGCGACGAUUAACAUCGAGCAACGACAAGCAACAGCGAGCAACAGCGAGCAACGACAAGCAACAGCGAGCAACAACGACGAAAUUAAAGGCGAGGAAAUUAACAGCGACGAAAUUAACAACUACGAAAUUUACAGCGAGCAAAUUAACGGCGACGAAAUUAACAACUACGAAAUUUACAGCGAGCAACAGCGAGAACGACCGAAACAUUUCACCACUAGUGGGCCUCUGGCAGCUUUAGAUUCAAAGUUUGAAGACGACGAUGUGAUAACCUUUUCGGACGAAAUUAACAGCGAGCAACGACGAGCAACAGCGAGCAACAGCAACGAAAUUAACAGCGAGCAAAUUAACAGCGACGAAAUUAACAACUACGAAAUUUACAGCGAGCAACAGCGAGAACGACCGAAACAUACCUCGCACACGGUCGAGAACGGUCGAAAAAUACAUCGAACUCGGUCGAAUUCGGCCGAAAUUGACCUCAAGCACGGUCGAGCACGAUCGAAACAAACCUCGCGCAAGGUCGAGAACGGUCGUAAAAUACCUCGAACACGGUUGAGCUUGACCGAAAUUGACCUCAGGCAUGGUCGAGCUCGAUCGAAACAUACCUUGCGCAAGGUCGAGAACGGUCAAAAAAUAUGCCGACCACGGUCAAGCUCGGCCAAAAUUACCCUCGAACACAGUCAAAAAAUGAUUGUCCCGCAUUAAUUCAGAGUCAAAAAUUAACAUUUUCGUUUGUUUCAAACUUGUUUCAAAAAUUAACAUUUUGUCUACUCAAA
This is a messenger RNA of Symsagittifera roscoffensis, 2358 nucleotides long. RefSeq lists its product as uncharacterized. Bases 131 to 2287 code for a protein of 718 amino acids. The transcript is spliced from 2 exons. The record is from RefSeq and is a predicted model, not a curated record. NCBI's taxonomy places the organism in Eukaryota, Metazoa, Xenacoelomorpha, Acoela, Convolutidae.